Messenger RNA from Moesziomyces antarcticus, 1797 nucleotides. RefSeq lists its product as uncharacterized. Gene Ontology annotation, molecular function: DNA-binding transcription factor activity, RNA polymerase II-specific; RNA polymerase II cis-regulatory region sequence-specific DNA binding. NCBI's taxonomy places the organism in Eukaryota, Fungi, Basidiomycota, Ustilaginomycetes, Ustilaginales, Ustilaginaceae. The record is from RefSeq and is a predicted model, not a curated record. The transcript has a single exon. The coding region runs from base 1 to 1797 and encodes 598 amino acids. Gene Ontology annotation, biological process: regulation of DNA-templated transcription.
AUGGCUGUCGCACAGCGUUACGACGGAGUCGGCCAGCACGGCUUCGGUCAGCACUACCCUUCCAUGGCGCCCCCGUCAUCUCUGCACAACUUCGGCUACGACCGCAGAUCGCAGAUGGAAGCCGAUUCCGAGCCCAUGUGGCCGGUCCCUCGAGUCCAACAACCACUGCACCAAGGCGCUCCGAACGACAGGUCCCGCGACGCGGCCGCCUUCCCUAGUGGCUUUGCGCAAGGAGACCUGGCUCGCCAUCAAGGUCAACAGGCCAACUACACGUACGAUGGCUCGGCGCCGGCGAUCCGCAAUCCGGUCGUGUACAGUCAACCGGCUCAAGUGCCAUGGGGUCUAGCGGGGCAAUCGACGGCAGACUAUCCGGAGUACCCCACGGCCUCCUUUAUGGGAUCGAUGGGACAACGAUCUCAUCCUCCUGUUCACAACGCCUCCUCGUACCUCGGCGGUACCAAUAACCCUGUUUACGGCGAUCCUGCCAUGCACGCUACCGCCGAUGGAUACCCGAGAGUGAUGAACGGUCCGACAUCGAGCAUGGGUGGGCCAUAUGAUCACUCUGCCGAGACACUGUGGCCACUUGGUCCCAACUCGCUGGAUGCCUUUGCUGGCAUCCCCAACCCCUCAGGGCAGGUGGCGCGUCUCACACUCACCUCGUCCAACGACAAGAACAAGCUCAAGGCAAGGUCAUCCCUGCCACCACCCAAGCAGUUCAAAUGCUCGGCGUGUGAUGCGAUCUUCAGCAGAAACCACGACCUCAAGCGUCAUGCGCGCAUACAUUUGGCAGUCAAGCCUUUCCCGUGCGGAUACUGCGACAAGGCCUUCAGCCGUAAGGACGCGCUCAAGCGCCACGUCUUGGUCAAGGGCUGUGGCAUUGGGAACAAGAAGAACGAUAACCGCAAACGCGCAGCCACCUUGUCGAAACUCGAGCACGGCGGCGAAGGCAGCAACACCAGCCGAGGUCCGUACGACGCGGUCUCUUCCGAAAGCCGCCCGCACGACUUGAGCAACUUCCGCGACGGCCUGCAUUACCAAGGCCAUCAGCAGCAGGAAGAGCAGCGACAGCCAGGCCGGGCAGACCAGUCUUGGCCAUCCGGUCUGUCAGAAGACACCACCGCUUCACCCAACAUCAACGCCGGCUACAGCUCCGGCCGCGCGGGUGGGGGCGAAGAUCGGUCGCCAGCUUCGCACGGUGGCCAGCCAGCACAUGCCGGGACUUUGCCACCGUACGCUUCGCAAUCCCAAGGUCAGCAGUACCCGGGCUACGGCAUGAGUGAUCAUGCCUUUCAGCAGCAGCAGCAGCAGCAGCAGCAGCAGCAGCAGCAGCGACAACAGCUUCCUGGAGGUUUAGUCAACGCCUUUGCUUCGCCCGAAGCCACUUCGGUCUCGUCUCCGAGCGAUUCGCAGUCGCGACAUCACCUCGGCGGUAAUGGUGCAGCGUCAGCCGAUGCUUUCGAGUCGAAAGAAGCAGCCAACCAGCUGUCGCGGCCGGGCAGCGCCAAGCUGAUGAACUCGGUCGCCUACGGUACGAACCCGUACCAGAGCGUCGAUUCGGCCAUGCCGACGAAUGCUGGGCUCAACGCAGCGGCCAUGGGCAACGAGCCGGGCAGCGGUUUUGGACCUUUCGAUGGCCAGGGAAGGGAUCGCUUUGGACCUGGAGGCUAUGCGUCCGGACCCAUGCUUUCGCCCGGCCAUCUCGGCCCGGACCACGGCAACCCGCACGCCAUGUCGACCAUCAAGAGGGAUCAGCAGCCGCAGUAUGGCUCGUACUUUGGAAGCAACCCCACCAACUGA